Molecule: messenger RNA, 8341 nt
Organism: Entelurus aequoreus (snake pipefish)
Lineage: Eukaryota; Metazoa; Chordata; Actinopteri; Syngnathiformes; Syngnathidae
Gene: cep290
Product: centrosomal protein 290
Exons: 53
Coding region: 154-7851 (2565 amino acids)
Biological process (GO): camera-type eye development; kidney development
Source: RefSeq, a predicted model, not a curated record
ACAAUUUCCGGCAGACCUAAAAGCGUAGAAGAAGAACAGCAGGAAAAAGAAAUGAACAAUCAUACAAAAAAUGGAAAGUUGUCGUCGCCUAUUUUCAUAUUUUGGAUAAAGAAGUGUUUUCUUUGAACGUUUCUACACCUGCAAAGCCGCAACAUGGCCGAGAUGUCUGCAGCUCUAAAGUGGGAAGAAGUGAGGAGGAUUGACCCGGCCGGCCUCCAUGAACGUGACAAGAAUGAAAUAGACGACUUUCUCAGUCUGCUCACUAUGACAGAAGAGUGGGAGGUGGAGCAUCAAGCUCAGAAGGAUGUUGUCCACAUGCUGCGAGUGUUUCAGGUCCUGCUCAAGAUGAAGCAUCACGAAGCGUCUCUCGCUGAACAAAUAAUAGAAGAACAAGAGAAGAAUGAAAAGAAACUUCUGGCCAAGGUGUCGAGACUGGAGGACGACCUCACGCACACCGGGCCAGACAACCGCUUUCUGCGGAAUGAGAUCCGGCAGCUGGAAAGCCAGUUGGAGCAGAAGGAGAAGGAGUUGACCCACUCCAGAAAAGAUAUGGGAGGAGCAAAGAAAACCAUAGAGGAGCUGCUCCAACGAGCAGAGACGGCUGAGGACGAGGCGAAGACGCUGAAAAGAGAAAUAAGAAAGGUCAAGAAGAAGAACUCGCAGCUCCUGCAGGAUGUGGACUUUUACCACAGAGAGCUGGAACGCAAGGAGUCGGGUCCGUCCAGAGACGAGAACGCCGAGACUCUGAAGAAGCUGAGCUCGGCCAACCGCCAGCUCUCCCAGUGCCUGGACGAGCUGCAGCAAGCGGAGGAAGAAAUCUCCCAGCUGAAGAAAGACAAGCAGCACAUGCAGAAAUGUCUGAUGGAGUCUGCCAAGGAGAUGGAGAAGAUGAGCGACGAGUACGACCAGAUGAAGAUGGCCGUCUAUCAGUGUGACUCCACCACGGACCAGCUCAGGAAAGAGAGGGAUCGUGCCGAGCUGCAGGUCCGAGAGCUCACACAGAAGAUUAACGACAUGACACAAGAGGAUGACCCCAUCAUGGCAGCGGUGGACGCCAAAGUGGACGAAUGGAAGAAAGUGCUGUCUGGAAAGGAUGAGGAGAUUUUGGUGUACCAGCAGAUGAUCCGUGACCUUCAACACAAGUUGCGUCUGGCCCAGUCGGACUUGGACAGAAGCAAAAUGGUUGCGUUGCAGCAGGCCGUGGAGGAUCGAGAUGAUCAGAUCCAGAUCCUGAGAGAGCAGGUGGAGCAGUAUACAGGGGAAAUGGAGAAGCAAACCCUGCUUAUGGAGGGUCUGAAGCUGUCUAAGAAGGAAGGUGGAGCGCAAGUCCGGCAGAAAAAGAUGGAGGAGCUCCUGUCCAAGCUGGAAGCUGCGACGAUGCAAGCAGCAGAAGCAGAGGAGGCUUUAAAAGAAGCUGAAGCUCACGCUGAAGAAAAGGACAAGGAACUCAUAGAGGCGUCACAGCGCUUGAGAGAGUACGAGUCUGGAAUUUACGGCCUGGAAGAAGCAGUUGGUGAGAUUAAGGAGUGUAAAGAUGAAAUCAGAAGGAGAGAGGUGGAUUUAGAGAGCAUGACAAAAGAGAUCAACCAACUGUACAUCACAAUCAACCAGCUUAUGGAGGAGAAUGAGGAUUUCAGAGAAAGACUUGGCUACGGACCCAGAGAGGAAGUGGAUCUGACAGAGUUCAGACGAAGCAAAGGACUCCAACAACGGCAGUACAAAGCAGAAAAUCAAGUUCUGACUAAAGAGAUUGAACGUCUUGAAGAGGAACGAUUGGAGAUGAAGAAACAAGUUAGACUCCUGGCCAAGCACAGAGGACUGCCACAGUCCAUCUUGGUGGAGGAGGAUGUCACGCACGCUAAAAGAGGGCAGCACACUGCUAAACACAGCAGCACUUACAUGGAUGAAGAGCUCCGAGCCAAGAAUGAACACCUCGAAAAAGAAGUGAAGAUGCAAAAGCGGGAGAUGGAACUUCACAAGACGCAGUUUCAGCUCAAAUUGGAACAGUUAUCCAGAGAAAAAGAAGAUGUGGAGGCCGCACUCAAAGACGUCGUCCAGGCCUUGAAGACCAGUCCCUUUGACACGGACACCAUCGUUCCCAGUUUGGACAAGGUGCCUGAUGCACCUGAUGUCAGCAACACCAACAAGCAGUUGACUUCGCACCUCAAAUCUCAAAUCCAUGAGCUGCUUGGGAGAAACGAAGAGCUCAGAUGGGAAUUGAAAUCGAUUCGAGAGGAGGCAACCAGCAGCGUGGGACAACUUGCCAAAGCCAAAGAGAAGACGAGCCACCUGGAAAGUGAAGUGGAACACCUGAGGAAGUCGGGCAGCAGUGGAGUCCCCUUCCGUCCUCUGGCCCUUCCUGAGGGUCUGGACCCCAGCAGCACAGAGGUCAUCAAUUCAUUGAACGAGUACGCCAUUCGACUGCUUCAGGAGCUCCACAACCAGGAGAGCACCAGGGAGAAGUUAAUCAGCACAGUGGAAACAUACAAAGACAAGUUUGCAGUUAUUAGCCACCAGCAAGGGCUUCUCUAUGAAGAACAUCUCAGUGAGAAGGCGCGGUGGCAGAAGGAGAAAGAGAUUCUUACAAGUGUGAGCGGCAAACUUAAAGAGCAACAGCAGGUGGAUGCUGUUCAACUCCAACAUUUCAGCGAACUACUGGACACUCUUCAGAAGGACCCGGAAGAAGUCAAGAGACAGCUCAGUGAAGCCCUGCGCAAGUUGACCGUGUCAAAGGUCAAUGAGAAAAAGCUGACUCGACGCUGCACCACCGUGAUGGAGCAGGAACAGCACCUCCGCAAAGAAGUCAGCAGACUGAGGGAUGAGAGCAGUCAAAUGCAGGCCUCGGUCACCCAGAGGAUAGGCUACCUCCAGAGAUACAAGGAAAUGGCUGCAUACAAAAUAGCCGCCCUGCAGAAGGCCUUGGAUGACAGCGUGCCCUCGUCAGACCUGGAGAAGGCCAACAGACAGUACACGGAGCUCACAGUCAAGUACAGAGACAUGCUACAGAGGGACGGCCUCCUCAUCAAGAGAACCACCAAUCUGGAACAUUUGGAGAGUGAGAACGAGUCUCUGCGAGGACAUAUUGCUGCUAUUAGCAAAGAGCUGGAGAUCGCCAAGGAGAAGCUGCACACAUUGGAGCAAGCAUGGGAGAACACGAGUGGAGAUGCAAGCGAGAGCGUCAUGGAGAAGGCUGAUAAAGCCUUGGUCAACAAUGAGAAGGUCUCAACUGCCAGGCGGAUCACAACCCUGGAGAUGAAGGAGCUGAACGAGAGACAGAGGGCCGAGCACGCUCAUACCAUGUACGAACACAUGAAGAACUCGCUCAAGCAGGCGGAGGAUCGCAACUCGGAACUGGAGGCCAAGUUUGCCGAGCUGACCAAAAUGAAUGUAGAAGCCCAGCGGGUGGAGAGGGAGCUGAGAGAUGAGUUGGGCGAAUGCGUCACAAAAGCAUCAAGCGACGCAGACCGAGCCAGGAUUGCCACGUUUGAGGCCACUGAGGUGGAACUUCGCUUAGAAGUUUCCAAGCUUCGAGAGGUUUCUGACAUUGCCGUGAAACAAGCCUCAGCUUUUCAGGCUAGGCAGCUGUCCAAAGACAAGGAAGUAGAAUCUUUGAGGAGACAAAUCCUAGACUACCAGUCGCAAACAGAUGAGAAGGCCCUCAUUGCAAAGCUCCACCAACACAUUGUGGCUCUGCAACUCAGUGAGUCGGACGCUGUGGCCAAGCUAAAGGCGUCCGCCUCUCACAUGGAGCAGCUUGAUGCCUUCAAGCAGCGCGCCGAACAGCGACUGGACGCCAGCGAGCGCGCUCUGUUCCUCGCUCGACAGGAGGGCAGGAAUCGCUCCAAGCACCUGCGACAGACCGUCCAGUCCCUUCGCAGGCAGUUUGCGGGCGCCCUGCCACUUCAGCAGCAGGAGAAGUUCUCAAUGACCAUGGUAAACCUCCUGGAGGACAAAGCAAAAGCACACGAAGAGAAAAAAAAGGCCAAGGAAGAGCGGCGGAGGGCAGAGGGUCGGGCAGAAGAGCUGGAGCUGAGGCUUGGAGAGUUGGAGGAGCUCAUUUCAACUCUGAAGGAUGUAAAAGGGGCUCAGAAGGUCACCGAGUGGCACAAGAAGAUGGAGGAAGCCCGUCUGCAGGAGCUGAGAAAAAGUAGGGAGGUGGAAGUUCAAAAGGGGGAGAUCAAGUACCUGAAGAACCUGGUGGAAGAGCAGGAGAGAACCAUCCACUCACUCGGGGAAAAUAUUGUGCAGCUUAACAUGAUUCAAGAAGAGCACCAACUUGCGUGGGAUCAGCGAGAGUUGGAACUGGAACAUCAGCUGGACCAGUAUGAGAAGGAAGCUCUCUGUGGCGCUAAAAAGUUGGAAGACGCAGCAGGCUUCCCAGACCCGGGUCUGCCUCCUGCUCAACAACUGGAGUUGGCUUUGAGAAGAACCCGACAGCAGGCUAGCACCAUUUCAGAUGCAAAGGCUGCCUGCAGACAUUUGGAAGAGAAAUUAGAGGAGAAAGAGGCCGCCCUGAGGAAGUCGGAACAGAACGUUGUGUCCAGAGACAAAGUCAUCAACGAGCUUCGUCUUCGUCUCCCGGCUGUCGCUAGUAGGGAACGUCUCCUUGCGGACGCUUCCGAGCAUGACAGGGACUCGGGCAGCCAGGCUGCACGCAAGCUGGCCCAUAAGACGGUCAAAGAUCUCCAAUGUCGACUCGACAAAAAAGAGGAAGUGGUCAAGAAGUACCAGAAGCAGCUGGGCCAAGUUUCAAAGAGUCAAGAAGAGAUGAUUAGGAGGCAUGAUGAGGAGCUGAGAACGCUGUAUCACAAGCUGGACUGGAACAACGACAACACCCUGGACCGCCUCAAGCAGCAAGCAGUGGAGAUGAUGAAGAAGCCCAGUAUCACGAUACCGACGUCCAAACAUUUGGACCGUCUGGCUGAGUUGGAGCAGACGGUAGCAGAACAGGACCUGUCACUCUCGUCCGUCACCAUGAAGCUGAAGCUGGCCACUGCAGAGUUGGAGCGACAGAAGAUCGCCAUGGAAACACAGGCUGGCAAACACUCGGAUGAGAAGUUGAGGCUGAAGGAGUCUCAUGCCAUGGAGGUGGAAGAUCUGACCAUUGAGACUACGGAUCAGAGGGGCCAAAUAAUGGAGAUGAAAUUGGAGAUCAAUUCCCUCCAAAAUGAACUGGAGACCCAAAAGGAGGCCAAUGUUCUGUCGCCCAGCAACACAAUGAAGAACUUGGUGGAACGCCUGAAAUCUCAACUGGUCCAGAAAGAGAAACAAAUCAAGGCUCUCAGUAAGGUUCUGUUAGAACUGCGCACACAGAUGACCUCUGCUGCUGAGCAGCAAGUUCUAGCCGGUGCUGCACAGACCGAGGAGAGGUUCAAUGUGCAGAAGUUGGUGGAGAAGCACACCAAAGACUUGAAGGCUCAGGUGCAGGAACUGAGUGACGAGCUUCAAGAUGCAAAGGAGUCUGCCAGGAGAAGUGAGAAUACAAUAAAAAAGGAGGUGGAGCGCUUAAACCAAGAACUGCACAGGAGCCAGAACAAUCGGAGAAGCCUUCAAGCUCAAAAAGAAGCAAAAGAAGAGGAAAUCCAGGAGCUCCAGAAGCAGGUCAAGAGGCUCAGGAGCUGCAUUCAGAAUCAAGCUGCUCCUGAGGACAAGGUGCCAACCACCGAACAUUUGCAGAAGAAGAUCAGGAAGCUGGAGUCGGAUUUAGAGAAAAGUGCCGACACCAGAAAAGUUGACCGGGCAAAUAACAAGGAGGACAUGUUGCUGUGGGAGGAGGCGAAGAAAUGGCAGUCCAAGCUGGAGAAGGUGAAAAAUAGUCUGAAGGACAAGGAACAGGAAAAUGAAUCCAUGUGUAAACAGCUCAGUACCAUCAAAGACCUCUAUGCCAGGCUGAAGAAAGAAAAGAAUGUACUGCAGAAGAAGACCAGGUCUAAAGGAGUGACCGCUGAUCAGGUGGUGGGCGUGAGACGAGAUGAGCUGGAGAAGGAGGUCACGGAGCUAAAGGCGAAGAACACUGAGCUGGAGACUCAGUUGUUUACCAUAAAGCAGCAACAGGCUCUAACUCGUGACCGUGUGGUGGAGGAUUUGACCCAGAGGAACCACGACCUUGAGGAGAGACUCGGAGCCUUUGAGAACAAGACACCCGACCAGUCGUCUUCGGAUUCCUCACAUGAAAAAGGGAAAAUCCCACAGGCUUUAGACGGCAUUCGCACUGUUACUUUUGAUGUUAAGGAUGGGUCAUCACAUUGUCCUGAUGAACCACAGGACCGCUCAAUGAGCCUUCAAACUCAAAGAGACACCUGUGACCAUCAGAAGGAGUCAAACAAAGAACAGCGGGACUUAGAAUCUCACAGCAACACUGAAGACAACCAUAUUAGCCCUAAGGUGACUACAGCUGUUGAAGAGGACGCAGAUGGGACUGAAAGGCAGCAAAUUGAAGGCAAGUCGGAGGAUGAUGCAGAGGGUUCUGGAACUCCCUCUGCAGGAGUAGGUGAAGCCAAGGAUGAGAGAGAACUGACAUGUCAAGCUAGCGCUAACAAUGAGGACGACUGCGGACAAGGAGCAGAACAGGAUGAAGGGACUGAGCAAGAUGUUGAUCUGAAGGAUGAAGUGACGACCAGCACGGCAGCGACACAUAAUCCAGACCAGUCUUGUUCAGCCAUACCAGAUGUGAACUCUAGCAAGAAAGUGAGCCAAAACCGUGGCAGUGUUCUCAGGAAACAAAAGGAUGAUGGCGUGCAACGACGACAAAGCAGAUUGCAAAGAUAUCCAAAGACAGAGACUCCAUCACAACGACUUCAGGACCUCCAGAAAGAAAACCUCAAGCUGGCCUCUGAGAAUUUGGAGCUCCGCCUCCAACUGGCACAGGCCGACAUUGACCUUCCAAGACUCAAGAGUAAAGUUACAGACCAGGAGGAGAUGCUGAGUGCUAUGAAAAAGGAAAACUCUGAUUUGCAGAAGAAACUUGCCAAUACCAGAUGGUGCGACAGCAAGAAAAGUGUGCCUGAGCUUGAGAAGAGCAUCAUCUUGAUGAAGAAGGCGAUGGAAAGAGUGCAGAAGGAAAACGAGAGGCUAAAGAAAACCUCUCCAGCUCCCCAUGUGGACCAGACCUUGGAGCAAGAACACAAAAGACUUCAGGUGGAACACAACAAACUGAAGAGUCAACAUGAAGCUGAACUGCGCAGGUUUGAGUCCAAAUGUAAAGGACUGGAGAAAAUAGUCCUGGAAAAUGAGCGACUUGGAAAGCAAGUCAAGAAGGAGAUGGAGGUCGCAGAAAAACUAAGACUGGCUAAGACCAGUGCGGAGUUAACGAGUGAGAAACUGGAGGCAGAACUGGAGAAGACCAAGCAAAGACUCCUGGACGCUCUCUCCAGGCCCAUCACGCAGGGUUCUGACAGCAAGGCCAUGAAGUCAUCUGUGGUGACUCGAAUGUUUGAGAACAAGAUGAAGGAGUUGGAGAAGGAGCUGUCUCUAAAAACCUCCAUCAUGACUGAACUCAAGCAGAAGCUCAAGGAGGCAAACAAACGUGAGGAGACUGCUCAGAUUCGCAUCCGGGUACUUGAAGAUCAUCAGUUACCGACUGAGCAAAGACUGGGCAGAGAACAACUUGGUGGCCAGACAUCCACACAUGACGCAGAUUGCAGACAACUAAAAGUUAUUCUAAAGUCAGAGGAGGCGGAGAAGAGCAAACUCCAAGUAGAAGUCCGCAAAUUAAAGGAGGACAUGGACAAAUUUGACCCGGCUUUCUUUGAGGAGAUCGAGGAUUUAAAGUACAAUUACAACAUGGAGCUGAAGAAGAACAUUGUGCUGGAGGAACAGCUGAAGAAGCUUCAAAGAGAGCGCACGAGUUAAGGUCCAAGGUCAUGUAGCACUCUCACACAACUUGAAGGUUCUUUUACCUUGUUUGUCUUCUUCACAUCUGCAUUUCAACUGUUAGGACUUCUUCUUCUUUGGUGUGUUUAGAAUCAUUUUACUAUUUCUUAUCAGUAAGAUUACAACUAUCUUCACAUGUCGUCUCCAUGAGGGCAGCUUCCACUUAGUCACUUAUCUGUAACGUUGUUUUAUGGACCAAGAAGCACUACAUAAACAUCUCUUGGCAGGCAGCAUUCUUCUCUGGAGGACUUCUUCUCUAGCUCAACAACUCACCAAACUUUUAUCGCAAGCCAAACAAUCACUUUGAUUUAGAAUGACAAAUCAUUAAAAAUAAACCAUCUAAACUUUUUGUGACUGGCAAUAUUUCAAUUGUACUUGAUUUUUGGAGCAGGUCUCCACUCCAAAAGUGUAGUCUUCAUGCUACUUUGUGCUAAUGUAUCAUUCAACACGGUGAAUUAAACAAACCACA